UAUCAGUUGUAGCCUAGAUCUCUAUAGAUGCUAUCAUAUAUUCUUCUCAGAGAAGGUGAUCCCAUAGUUCUGUUCACUGUUUGAGUGCCCUAUAAAAGUAGUAAAAUGGCAGAAAGAACUGUUGCACUGAUUACUAAAAUAUCUGUGGCUUGGAAGCUAUUGCAAUGUGACGAUGUAUCCACACACACUCAUAGUUUGGGUAGAUAUUUUUCACCUCUCCAGUGAAUAAUACUUCCCAGCUGCUCCAUUUAGAUUAAUUUUUCAACAGCUCAUAUCGAGUCAGAAUUAUCAAGCCAUGCUGCAUGAUGGGGAAUGGCAUGCUGUGAUUAUUUUUUGCAACUUAUUGAGAGUCUGGCAUGUGACAUUGUUAUAGAUAGGGUUGCAUCACUUUGGCAUGUGACAUAAAUUUAUCCAUCUCUUUGAGUCUGAUUGGCAGCAUCUGAGGUGCACUUAGUUCAUAAUUGAAGUGUGAUUGCAUUAUGAGCAUGCGUUAUUGUAGGGUAUGAGGAAUAACGACUGACAAUUAUAAUAAACACUUAUUUUGUGGUCUUCAAGCCAGAUUUAAAGACAGUGGUUAAUAUGGUUAUUAAUAUGUUGGCUCAGUGAUAGCUCAGUGGUUACUUUACUCAGUGAUGUGAAGGUUUGGAGAGUAAAUCGCAGUACUCAGAAGAGCCAUUCUUCUAUCCUGCCUCAUUUCUAAGUUGUUUUGAACCAAAUUGUCUGCCAAAUGAAUAAUUUGAAAAUGUCUCAGUUAGAGGCCAGGAACUAAUUUUGAGAGCAACACUGCUCCUAUACAAACUGGGAAUUUUUAUUAGAAGCUAGCAGGUCUGAGCGAGAAAUAACACGUCAUGAGAUAUUAUCUUGCAUGCUCAUUGGGACUGGUUUGUUUCUAAUCUUGUAAAGUCUGGUUUUCUGAGGACACUUAUUUAGGAGGCACUGUUCUAAAAGUGAAUAAGUUGAAUGAAAACACUUGCAUGUUUUACAUUAUACCAGACCAGCUAGAGGCUGAGCAUGUUAAACAUCUCAAAAGUCCACUUCUCAUUAGCAUUAUCUGUUCCUUUCUUAUAUCUUUAUUUUUGAAUUUUGAGACAUGAACCUUCAUUUAAAAUAUCAACAAGGACCUGCAUAAUUGUCAUAUAUCCUGUGUAAAUGUAUUUUUUCUACAUUCUUGGCUAGUUCCAGUGCCUUAGGAAGUGGUAGCUCAGUAGAUACGGGUUUGCACUGGUGCCCACAAGGUUUUGGGUUCAAAUUCCACUACUUCUAGAGAGUCACUGUUGGGCUGUUUAAUUGAUUUGAGCCUCACUUCUAUGUUACUUUGAAUAAAAGUGCUUAGUGAAUAAGGAACUGUGUUUUUACACAUACUGAUUUCUUAGAUUUAAUACUCGUUAAGCAUGAAUAUGAGACAUUUAAUCAGUGACUAAUAAAGUACUUUAUGUACAACCACAAGCAUAUCCACUCAUCCUGAUCAUCCUGAUUAGGACCCCUCAUCAUAUCUGCACUAAGUAUCAGUAUAACAGCAUAUAAUAGAACAACAUAAUAGCACUACAGUGAGUUUAAGCAGUUAUUUGCUCAUAAUGUGAUAGUACUUACAUUACAGUGUGUCCCUAUUAUAUUACAUUUUAUAGGCCUCAUUUUUUUAACAUUAAGGUCUUUUAGUGCAAUACUGUAUAGCAGAAUAUUUAAACCAUGUUUUGAAUAUAGCAUGUAUUUUUAACAAGUCUUCUUGGAUUCUUGACUCAGAUGAGACUGAUAAUGAGUCAGUGUGUUGUGUAAACAGUGGGGGAAAUUAAGUCAGGUCCCUAAAAUCUCUAUCGUCACAAUGCAACAGAAAGUAUGUGUCACUAUUACGUACUGUCUGACCAGUUGUUGUAAGCUUUAUUUCUUUCAAGUUUUUUAAUGGUAGACAUUUUAUUACAGAAACUUCAGAAGUUUUGCUUUUUAACAGUAGUCUGCUAACAGAGAUGAUGAGUCUUGCAGAAGUUAAAGACAUUGACAUAAAGUCAUUCUCAUAUUGAGUCUUUUUUUUCCCCCUAUGUUUGGAGAAUGGGGGAAUUUUUUUCCACAAUACUCUAUUUUUUAAUUAUGAAUAUCCUUCAGAUUGUCCCAGUGAACAGACUUCAUGUUCCUCUCGCUCUGUAAGCAAGUCAUAGUCAGGAUAAUUAUAUGUAGAUGGUGAUUCUGUUUGUUGUACUGAUUUGUUGUUGUUUUUGGGCUUUCUGUGCAGUAAUCAACAUAAUUUAAAUUAAUUACACAUUAGUUAAUGAACAGUUGUAGGACUACUGCUCACUACUGUUCUAACACCCACUGGAUUAUACCAUUCUGCAAGCACAUGUUGCAUUACCUUCUGGUUUAUAAAGGUUGGCGAGGCUUAUUUGAGUACAUCAUGCAGACAUAGUCUCAUGCAAAUCCCAUUCAUAUCUUUAACUGCCCUGUGUUCAACUGCCUAGACAUCAAAGCCAUUGUACAAAAGGGGAUAAGACAAAGAACAAAGUUAUGUCUUGAAUAGUUAGUGCAGUGAGGGAAAAGAAUGUGGCUGCUGUAGGUGACGCAGGUCUUGACAUGCACGUCAGUGGAUGUGAGAGUGGAAAAUAUGCAGGACCUCAACUGCUUAGCGUAUCACACAUCUUUUCUUUACCAGCAUUAAUGCUAUUUGUACAGGGUGGGUUGUAGCCCAGGACGUAAUUGUACAAGUCAUGAUCUCUUUUCCACUGAAGGAUUAAACAGUUACCAGCUGUCACCAGCUGUGUGCUGUUCUAUGUGAACAGUUACUGUUUCUUUGUCCAUUUGCCAUGCCUUUAAAUCAGGACCAGGCAGCAUCAACAAAAAGGAAAGACACUGUGGGUCAGCUUUGGUGUCCCAUGCAUGCAGUAAAUAUGUGACAGUUGAUGACAUUGCGCCAUGUUCAGCUGACUGACAGGAAUGUUCACCCUCACAGAAGUUGCCUCUCUGAACGACAUCCAGCCAACCUAUCGAAUUCUGAAACCAUGGUGGGAUGUGUUCAUGGAUUAUUUGGGCAUUGUAAUGCUCAUGGUGGCAAUAUUUGCUGGGACGAUGCAGUUAACCAAAGACCAGGUUGUUUGCUUGCCUGUUCUGGAUUCGUGGGAAGAGUCCGUCACCACACAGAAGCCACCAGAAACAGCUUCUGGCCUCGGGACAGGAGGAAACAGAGUGACAUUAGCAGCUGCGCCUUUAGCAAGCAAAGACCAGCCUGACACAGUUGUCCACCAGCUGCAUUUCUCUCAGCCAGCUGCAAUCAUACAUCCUCAGCCAACAGGUGUGAAAACAAACAUGGACUUUCAGCAGUAUGUCUUUGUCAACCAGAUGUGCUACCAUAUUGCCCUCCCCUGGUAUUCCAAAUACUUUCCCUAUCUUGCUCUCAUUCACACAAUUAUUCUCAUGGUCAGCAGCAACUUUUGGUUCAAGUAUCCAAAGACAAGUUCAAAAAUUGAGCAUUUUGUGUCAAUUUUGGGGAAGUGUUUUGAGUCCCCAUGGACCACUAAAGCAUUGUCUGAGACAGCUUGCGAAGACUCAGAGGAGAAUAAGCAAAGAAUGACCGGAGGCCUCCCAUUACCAAAGCAUUUAUCCACCAGCAGUGAGGAGGGGAGUCCAAGCCCAUCCACACCAAUGCUGGGAAAAUCCAGUGUUAAAUUUUCUACUGAAAAGCCUGUAAUUGAAGUUCCAAGCAUGACCAUAUUGGACAAGAAAGAUGGCGAGCAAGCCAAGGCCCUUUUUGAAAAAGUGAGAAAGUUUCGUGUGCACGUUGAGGACAGUGACUUAAUCUACAAACUAUAUGUUGCUCAAACUGUAAUUAAGACAGUCAAGUUCAUUUUGAUCUUGUGUUACACAACAACAUUUGUUGCAUACAUUGAUUUUGAGCAUGAUUGUCAACCUGAUGUUAAGCAUUUAACUGGCUACACCAAAUUCCAGUGUACUCAUAAUAUGGCAUUCAUGUUGAAAAAGCUGCUCAUUAGCUACAUUGCCAUCAUUUGUGUUUAUGGCUUGGUAUGCAUUCACACACUUUUUUGGUUAUUCAGGCGGCCUCUGAAGGAGUACUCAUUUGAGAAGGUGAGAGAGGAGAGCAGCUUUAGUGACAUACCAGAUGUAAAGAAUGACUUUGCAUUCCUCUUGCACAUGGUAGACCAAUAUGACCAGUUAUACUCUAAACGCUUUGGUGUCUUUCUCUCAGAGGUCAGUGAAAACAAACUGCGGGAAAUUAGCUUGAAUCAUGAGUGGACAUUUGAGAAGCUACGGCAGCAUGUGACACGGAAUGUGCAAGAUAAGUUGGAGCUUCAUUUGUUUAUGCUCUCAGGUGUUCCUGAUGCAGUGUUUGACCUCACUGACCUUGAGAUAUUGAAGCUUGAGCUAAUCCCUGAAGCACGGAUAACAGCAAAGAUUUCCCAGAUGAUCAACCUUCAGGAACUGCAUUUAUAUCACUGCCCUGCCAAAGUUGAGCAGACUGCAUUCAGUUUUCUCCGUGAUCACCUACGGUGCCUUCAUGUCAAGUUUACAGAUGUUGCAGAGAUACCCCAAUGGGUUUACUUGUUGAAGAACUUGAGGGAACUCUACUUGGUGGGAAACCUGAACUCUGAAAAUAACAAGAUGAUUGGCUUGGAAUCCCUCAGGGAUCUGAGGCAUCUGAAAGUGCUACAUCUGAAGAGCAACCUUACUAAGGUCCCAACAAACAUAACAGACUUAGCCCCCCAUCUGGUCAAACUCGUGGUACACAAUGAUGGUACUAAGCUCUUGGUAUUGAAUAGUUUGAAAAAGAUGAUGAACCUUGCUGAUCUUGAGCUGCAUAAUUGUGAACUGGAAAGGAUACCACAUGCCAUUUUUAGUUUGAUAAAUCUACAGGAGCUAGACUUGAAAUCCAACAAUAUUCGCACUAUUGAGGAGGUUAUCAGCUUCCAACACCUAAAAAGGCUUACCUGCCUCAAACUUUGGCACAACAAGAUCAUCACCAUUCCACUGUCCAUAGGUCAAGUAAAGAACCUUGAGUCCCUUUAUCUUUCUCACAACAAACUAGAGUCCUUGCCUGCACCUUUGUUUAGUUUACCUAAGCUAAGAUAUUUGGACUUAAGUCACAACUCCAUUGUGGUGAUUCCAAUAGAGGUAGGAUUCCUGCAGAACCUCCAGCACUUUGCCAUCACAGGAAACAAGGUGGAAGUGGUGCCCAAGCACCUGUUCAAAUGCACCAAGCUGCGUACACUGUGCUUGGGCCAAAAUUGUAUUUCUUCCCUGCCAGAGAAAAUUGGCCAGCUGGUGCAGCUGAUCCAUCUAGAGUUAAAGGGAAACUGUCUGGACCGCCUUCCAGCCCAGCUUGGACAGUGCAGACUCUUGCGUCGAAGUGGUCUGAUUGUGGAGGAUCACCUAUUUGACUCUCUGCCGAUAGAGGUCAAAGACAGCAUUAAUCAGGAAAGCAAUGCUACGUAUGCUAAUGGAAUGUAGGAGUUUAGUAGAGAAGGGUCUCUACAUCUCCCUCUGCUGGUCCUCUUUUGACAAAAAUCUGGUAUCCAUGUUGAUUGGGAUUAUACAAAGAGGGCACAAUGUUUUCUUUAUUGCUAAGGUUUGUAAGAAGUUUGUCAACUGGUGAGGAAGGUUUGGCUCAGGACUUGUUGCACCUAAAAGAAAUGCUUUAAAACACUGGAAUUAAACAAAUUAGAGUUGAUUCUGUUGUCUACAAACUAAACAAGAAGACCAGUAGAAAAUAAUUGAUGUACUAACAAAACUUAUUGAUUUGACUGGAAAUGCUUUAAAAACUAUGAAUGACUCUGUUUGCAAUACCUUUAUUUCCCUGAUACAAAGCCAACAGUUUCAUGUUUCAAAUGCAACCCACUCUUUCUGCAGUCUUUUCAUUUGUUUAUGCUGCCAUGUUCGUUAUUUUAACUAAUGGCUUUCCACACAGUACAACCCACACUGUGGUGCAGUUACUGACUGUAUUUAUUCAUUUUUGUAAGAAAUCAGGAAAGGGAUGAAAGAAACAACAAAAAAAGAAAACUCACACAGAUCUUUAUGUAUGGCAACAUGUUAUAAGGAACCAUUAGUGCACCCAAUGCAUGGUCCUUGCUGCUCAUAACACUUCAGCAUAGAAAUUGUUCUAAUAUUUAUUCUGCUACUGUUCUACAUGUUAGUCAGAAGUCUUGUAUAAAAUCAGAGUUUAUGUUAAAAUCUACUGCUAAACAUUGUACUGGUUACUACUGGUUUUUGCCUUAUAAACAGUUUUCGUGCAGUUUUCAGUUACCAGUUAUAUGCUAUAUGCUAUAUGCUACUUUGGCUGCAUUAAACUGCAUGCUGUCAGCUUUUGCGGAACUUCCACCAUAGAAAAUUCAGACUGAGAGUUAAGCUGAAUAGAGCUUUACCAUUUACAUAUUUCCAUUAGAAUCAGAAUUGUUAAUUUCAGUAAAUGUACAAAUUAUACUUGAACUUGACAAAUAAGCAUGACAAAGGUCACCAUGCAACAUCACAUACUCAUAAAAUUAUGACUAUACAAAACAAAGUGUAGGUAAGUACUAAAAUUAAAGCAUCAGAAGGUGACUGGAUGAGUUGAACAGGAAGUAAAAUUGGCAUAACGACAAUGUGCAGGUCACAGCUUGGUAAUAUAUAUUCCCUAAUAUUCUGACAGUGCUCAUUACAGUGAGAAUUUUUAAGCUUAAAUAUUGACUUUAUACUAUUACAACACAUUCUCAAAUCUGAAUUCUCAAAUCUAAUUGCUCAGAAGGUGUUGAUUAACUUUCCAUAAUAGCAGCUUUGACAGUAGUGGCAGCUUGCCAUUAGUAACGGCACAUUCACAGGGAAUUGAGUCUGCUCCACAUAAUCUAAGAACAAUAAUAAAUGGAUAUAACAACUGUGCUGUUAUUUAACAAAGAAAAACAUAAUCAUUGAUAUUGUGAAGCCUUCUGUAAGGAGAUGUUUAACAUUUAUGGAAGGAGUCUCAGGUGUCACCGUGAGAGACAGGAGACUUUGCGCUUUCCAGUUUCUUGGUAACAUGACAAGUUGUGUUUUCUUUGUUUUAUUAACUUAAAGAAAGACAAAAAGGACAGGCUGGUGAGGACCCACUGUGUAUAGCUGCCACAAUGUGAGCGACAACACAUGUUCCAAAACAAGAAAUGUAACUAUAAACAGUUAGCAGCAUGAUAUGUUAUUCUUUAAUAAAUAAACUACUGUGGUAUAAGAGGAAUAAAACACACACAGGACAUACUAUGUCACCGUCA
Pangasianodon hypophthalmus (striped catfish) is the source of this 7208-nucleotide messenger RNA. RefSeq names its product leucine rich repeat containing 8 VRAC subunit Db (gene lrrc8db). The transcript has 2 exons. The record is from RefSeq and is a predicted model, not a curated record. Bases 2920 to 5445 code for a protein of 841 amino acids. Gene Ontology annotation, molecular function: protein binding. Lineage: Eukaryota; Metazoa; Chordata; Actinopteri; Siluriformes; Pangasiidae.